AUGAGGAGUCGCAACGGAGACCACUGCCACGAUGUCAAGUUAACGCUGGUCAACAAGGGUCACCAGUGGUCACCAACGGUCAACGAGGGUCAACCAUCUGUCUUCUCACCUCAGAUCAUCUUCUACGAAGGGCGCAACUUCCAGGGGCGCUCCUACGAGUGCAUGGGCGACUGCGCCGACACCUUCCGCCACUUCAGCUAUUGCAACUCCAUUCGGGUCAUGGGAGGUCAUUGGGUGGUCUAUGAGAAGCCCAACUAUGGGGGUUACCAGUACGUCCUGAACCAGGGCGAGUACUGCGACUACCACACCUGGGCUGGCUUCAACAACUGCAUCCGCUCAUGUAGGAUGUUCCCCCCGUACCAAGGCUCCUACAGAAUCAGGCUGUACGGCAGGCCUAACAUGAUGGGCCACCACAUGGACUUCAUGGACGACUGCCCCAACGUGUACGACCGCUUCCACUACUACGACGUCUGCUCCUGCCACGUGAUGGAGGGAUACUGGGUCUUCUACGAGCAUCCCAACUACAUGGGACGCCAGUACUUCCUGCGGCCCGGAGAGUACAGGAACUGCAGGGACUGGGGCGGCUACAGCACCAUGGUGGGAUCCUUCAGAAGGGUGUGGACCAGCUGA
Molecule: messenger RNA, 630 nt
Organism: Scleropages formosus (Asian bonytongue)
Lineage: Eukaryota; Metazoa; Chordata; Actinopteri; Osteoglossiformes; Osteoglossidae
Gene: crygmxl2
Product: crystallin, gamma MX, like 2
Exons: 3
Coding region: 1-630 (209 amino acids)
Biological process (GO): visual perception; lens development in camera-type eye
Molecular function (GO): structural constituent of eye lens
Source: RefSeq, a predicted model, not a curated record